GGCCGCCGAACCGAGGCAGAGAGAUUGAUUAUAGGCUUAUGGAUAUCGUUCGCUUCGCUGCUGGUAAUGUUGGCCGCUAUGUGCAUCUAAUCCUUCAUGCUUUGUGACCUAAACUCAGAUCAUCCAUUCAUUUUCGACAUAUUUUGUAAAUCAUCUGCCAAAAUGGAGACCUCAGCAACAGAGCUGAGCCAGUACACCAUAUCAAACAUUCAGGAUUGUGAAAGGGAACAUGGCACAACAGUAGUUAUUUCACCAAAUGAAAUCAUCAUGAAGGUGGAAACAGAUGAUAAGAUUAUACAGCAGUGUUUGGAGAUCAAUGGUCUAGAAAAUGACGAGGAUGAGGAGGAUGACCUGGUUGGAGUAAAAGAUUGUGAUGAGAAUGAGUUUAGUAAUGAGGAAAAUGUGGUGGAAGAUUCUGAAACCAGAAAAGUGCUUAGAAGAAAAAAGAGUAAAAGACCAAGGAAAAAGUACGAAAAAAUUCAACGACUAAGUAGAAUUUAUACUUGUGUUGACUGUCCUGAAACAUUCUCUCGUCUCAGCCAGCUACGUGCUCAUUCCAGAAUUCAUACUGAGGACCAAACAGAGAAAUAUGAGUGUGAUUUAUGUGAAGAAGUCUUUGAUAGAUUAAAACGCCUUAUGUCUCAUCGGAAGAAACACCAUCGGGCAAGCCUUUCUUGUAAGAUGUGCUCCAGUAAGUUUACUCAUUACGCUAGUUAUAGAAUUCAUAUGAGGGUUCAUAAGGGAGAAAAGCCAUAUGUGUGUCAGGAAUGUGGUGCAGCUUUUGUGCAGAGUGGUCACCUUAAUAUACAUAAGCGAACCCACACAGGUGAAAAACCAUACACGUGUGAUAUUUGUAAUAGUAAUUUUAAGCAAAUUUCUCACUUAAAGACCCACGUUAGAACACACACUCAGGAUAAACCUUAUCGAUGCGAAGAGUGUGAAGCUUCUUUUACCCAGAACAGUAGUUUGAAAAGACACAGACGUUCUCACUCAGGAGAGAAACCCUAUAAAUGUGCAUUCUGUGAUAUGACAUUUGUAGUUAAAAGCAAUAUGCAAAGACAUCUUUACACUCAUACUGGUGAGAAACCAUACCAGUGUGACCUAUGUCCAGCCUCCUUUGGACAAGCUAUAGAUCUAAAGAGACACAAAAUUAGUCAUACUGGUAUUAAACCUUUCAAGUGCGAUCAGUGCGAUGCAGCUUUCAGUCGCAAGAACAAUCUGAAGUGGCAUCAGAUGACUCACAAUGGCAAUACUCCAUUCAGGUGUGAGAUUUGUCAAGUUGGGUUUUCUUCUUCUGGAGAUUUGAAGGUUCAUAAACGAAUUCAUGCUCCUCCUAAACCUUUCCGUUGCGAUUCUUGUCCAGCAUCGUUUCAGCAGUAUAGUUCCCUUACACGUCAUAAGAUGAUCCACACAGGUGAGCGACCAUUACGCAAGAAGCCAGAAAGCAAACCUGGAUCAUUUAAGGAGACAGGAAUCAAGCCAUAUGCAUGUGAGAUUUGUAAUGCAACAUUUUGUGAGAAAAGAAAUCUGAAGAGACACAUCAUUUCUCUCCAUGAUGAUGUAAGAAAAAUUAUGGGUGGGGGACCUCUUGAUGCAGAUGUAAAGGAUGAUGGAAUCAUUGAGAAGUUUAUCAAAUUGCAACAUCCUGCACAAGUAAAGAAGAAGGUACCCGAACAAGUCACUUACACAAUCAAUUAUCAGAAUCCUGUUGUUAUUACUCAACCUCAGCAGCAAUUAGUACAACCACAACAGAUAGAGGGGACAGCACAAGAACUUCAACAAGGUAUCACCUUGCAGCAUGUUGUCAUACAACAGCCUUUAACAGCAGAAGAAACAGUAGCAGCAGCUCCUCAGACUAUAACACAGAUGCCUCAGUUAAUGCUUGCCCAAGGUCCUGGACAGGCUCCAAAGCCAGGUAAGCCAGCAAACAAUUGUCAGAAUCACCAUGCGCAUGUUCUUACAUUUAUUGAAGGUAGCUACAACCAGUGGCAGACAUGGUGUUUUUGUGACCCUCCAAAUAUAGUGGAUCAACCUAGUCAAAUUAUAAGCACCGUCCCAACGGCAAGUGCCAUCAUAACCGCACCCCCAUCCACAGUCAUCCCUCCUGAUGCUAAUGCUACAGCCUCAGUCGCUUCAGCUGUUGCAGUAACUUCCGUCACAAAUUCUUCCUGCACAACUGUAGAGCAAAUUGAAGGGCAAUUAAUGCCAGCACAAAUACAGGUUCAGCUCCCUGUCGGUGCAACCCAAACCACUGGGGUCAUUAGAGAAGAUGUCUUAAGGGGGUGGUUAGGAGGGUGGAAUAAAUGUUAACUUAAAUAAUAAAUAUAGCCAUUCUUAUGAUAAGGAAAGUAUUAUUUUUUUCUUAAUUAUAUUUUAUUGCCUUUCGUGUAGUAUAGUAAUAUAUAUUUUAUGUAUCUUUUGCAGUCUUCUCCCAAAUUAAUUAGUCUAUAUAAUAUGUGCCAAUGUAGACAAAAUAGUUACUGUGGAUAUUCAAAAGAUCUGUUCUUCAAACAAUAUCGCUUACUGGAAUUAGGUACAAUAUGUUAGAUAAGAUUGUAGUGGUUAUUUACCCUAAUUACUUUGUCAUAUGCACUUAAGAAGGUCAGUUAUUAUUUUAAGAAAAAUACUACAUGUGUGCCAAGAGGAACAGUGUUUGUUAUAUGGGGAUAUUGUUAUACUUUUAGAAGAGUUUAGUAUGUUACUUUUUAUUUUUGUUGUCAUAAACAUCAGUUGGUUUUUAAAGCAAAGCACUUUUAACUGAAAGUUUGACUUGAUCUGUAACCAGUAGGAAAUUUAGAUGGUUUUAUUCAAGUUAUUCUAUUUUAACUGUGAUGGCUGUUAGAUAUUUGCUUGGAAUUAAGUAAAAAAAAAAUUUGGUUUACUGUUUGGUAAUAAAUCAAAAGUUUAUGGUAUCUGAUACAGCGGAAUCCAUGACACAUACCAUUCCCAUGUUAAAAGUAGACUUACGAAGUCUUAAUUUAAGAAUUGUAGACUUAAAACACUUGGUUUAAGGGACCUAUCUUGUAGCAAUUAUUUUAUUUUGCUUUUAUAUUUUUUUAAUUUUCAUGAGCAACAAGCAUAGUGACCUGGCCGAGGAUAUAAUUGCUGAAGUAUUUCAGAAUUAUUGUAGAUGAUGUUUCAUACUUGGAUCCUUUUAUACAUGUAUAUUACAGUAUUGCUUUUAAUUCAUGAACAAAGGGGAAGUAGUAUAAACCACGAAAGUAGGGAUAUGUUUCUAUCAUGAGGUCAUUCAUUAUUUCACAUGAGAAAUUAUAUGCAAAGGUACUGUUGUAAAAUUAUUUGACCUUAAUAUAUUUGUGAUGAUCAUUGUGUAUGCAUUGCAAGCAUUGAUCUUUUAUUGGAUGUUGAAGAUUUUUAAAAAUCCUUUUGGGAUAUUGGGGACCUAUUGUUCGAUACUCCUACCAAUCAUUCAGGCACAUCCCUUGCCUUCACCUGCUUUCUCCCAAACCAGCCCUGUGAGAGCUAAGAAUUUUGACUCACUUUUAGAUUUAAACUUAUGCUAAUAUUCCCAAAGUCACUUUUCUGUUUUCUACCUAUCUCUACAUGACCAUUUACCUAUAUUGUUAAAUGCCAUUGUAACUUACCUUUUGUUAUUGUGGACAAAAUAAAUUUCAAUGUCUGGCAUUGAGUGGAUGAAGGUCAUUACUAAUUGAUUCUGCAAAUAUUCCCUGAAAUCUGACUCACUGCAUUGUUACAAAUUUUUCACAAGAUUUUAGGGGCAAGAUAUUAUUAGAUGUUACGUACAUUAUUUGCUUCAUGGUAUUGCAAUGUGUUCCAGGCUGUUAUCUCACUAUGGCAUAUUGUGUAAAGAUGAAAGUAAUAUAGUAACAAAUUUUUUUCACAUGAAUUCAAAAAAUUAUUAAAACAUUUUGGAAAACUUGAUAUCAGAGUUGCAUAAUAAAUAGUUCAUAAUACAGUAUUUCAGGUUAUUUUUGAAAUAUUUUUAGUUACGCAUUAUUAUUACUGUACAGUAUUCUGUAUCUUAUUCACUGUUAGAGACUGCCUGGCAGCAUAAAGGAUAUUCAGAGAUUUUUUAACUAAUGACAUAUGGAAUGCUUCCUAAGUAAACCUUCCACAUAACAGUAUUAUGCAUACAAACACAAUCAAAUUUUCAUUUUUCAAGUCGGUUACAACUUUGCAAUUAAACAAGUUACUUGAACUAUAUACUGUAACAUGCAAGUAGUGAGUUUGUCUGCUCAGAAACUCCUUUUCUGAAUCUUCCUUGUCUCUCCAAUUCAGGGUGGUUUGUUCGAUUAUUUGUUGUAGGUAUCAAUGUAGAAGUGAACACAUUUGUUGUAGGUAUCAGUUUAGAAGUGAACACAAGUCUCAUUUCAGAAUCAUAGGAUCCCUGAGAGUCGGAAAUGUUCUUAAAUGACCAUUUAGGCAAACAAUAAAGGAACACAUAAGUAGUAAUUGGCAGAUAGCAAUAUUGGUGGGGCCAAGGGUCACUAAAAGAACUUUCAGUGCCACUUAGUGUGCUGCUGCCAUGUAGGUGGUACCCCCUCCCCACUGGGUGAAGAGUUUAUCAAGUUUAUUUUUAAGUGUAUAUGCAUUUAUUAAAGUUUGUUCAAUAUAAUUUUCCCCAUGUCAUGUACCUGUAUUAGCAUGUAAUACUUUGUUAAGCCUUUUUUUUUAUUGUUCAUUACAGUAUUGUAUUUUUAAAGUAACCUAAACAGUUACAAUAAUCAUUUUAUGAUUAUUCUCUCAACUGUAAAUCAUAUGUUUUUUAUUCUGUGAAUAUUUUAUGAUAUAAAAUAAGAAUUUAUGACUGUUAGGAUUCAUAGUUCUUUAAAAACAUUAUGUAACCUUCACUUAUUAUACAUAGAAUUUUGUUAACUGACAUUUGUGACUUAGCUUUGUAAAAGUAUCAAUUCAAGGAAGAUGAAGUGAAAAUGAACUGUCAGAAUUUAUGCUGAUGAUACAUAUACAUUUCCAUAUAAGUUUAGUUCUAAAACCCUUACCUAGAAGUUUUUAUGCUUGACAGUAAUGUGGUAUGUUAAUUUGGGACUUGCUGAUUUCAAUUUUAGAAAUUUUGUUUUAACAUUCCAGCUGAAAGGAAGAAGCAUUCCACAGCAGGGUAAGCUCUGUUGCCAAUUUCUUUAUAUAUUACGAUAAAGAAGACUGUAUUCUUUAAAAAGAUAACAUCUUUGCUACACUCUUGGUCUUCUGGUCAGAGUUAAGCAAAUUUUGGUUUGAUAGAUAAAUUCCAGGCUUGCUUUACUACUGGUAUCUUAACUAUCUAAGUUAAGCAGCAUUAUGUCCAAGUCAUUUUUGAAAUAGGUGAACAUCAGUGAAUGCUGGAUAACAUUGGUGCAAAAGUAAAUACUUGAAACUUACAACAGACCUUAGUAAUCUGGUGUGACUGGGAAGUAGUUGCAAUGAAGAUUGUAACAGAGUAAGAAGAUUACUAUUCUAAAACCAGUGAAAAGGGAGAGCCAGGAAUAAUUACUGUUGAAGAGAAGCAUCUGUUCAUAAUUUGUGAAUUAUCCAGUCCUUUAUUUUUAUUUAUUGUAUAUACACUAUCCACAUGUUAAAUUGUUGUUGAGAUACAUUUACAUUUUGGCAUAAAGAGCAGUAAUUUUUUCCAACGGAAAUUCAAACCAUUGCCUUUUACAAUAUGUAUCCUUAAGCACGAGCUGGAAGAGUCAUUGAACUUAGUAAUGGUAGUUAACUCAUGGUGAGGGGGAGGGGUGGUGGAAUACCCCCCUUUGCUCACUGACAAAGCCACUUUUCCUUGAGCUGCUGUACAGCACAGGUGUGCUCCCAAGUCUCCAUGUGGUUGUUGGACUAGCUGAGUAGCUUGCUUUCCUCAUUUCUUGGCAUUUAAUUCUUUUUUUUGUUUUGCUAAAUUUUUUCCCCUCCCCCACUUGGUCUUCCUUUUCUUUGUAGAAAACCACAAGUAACAUGGGUACAUGGGGUUUGAGGAUGCAGGUGGUUGCUUCAUGCCACCAUAUUGGUAGACUUAUAAAUAUUGCUAAUUUUUAAGGAUAAGAAUGUAAUAUCUUUCCCAUUAUGUAUGUGCAAUGGCUCUCUUCCCAGUGAGAAGUCAAGUGCUUCAAAAAGAGAAAGUAACAGGUGGUCACCAGCUUCUGACACCACUUAGGUGACACACUGCUGUUGUCACGUUAUGUGCCAUAGCUUCUCCAUCAUCUGCAAGACAGGGAAUACUGAUUGCAGUAGCUGAAACUAUGGCAGAUGUUUACAUAUCUCUUCCAGACUAGCCCUUUGAUGUGGAAGACAAUUCCAGAAAAAAGGAGGAAAUGUUCAUCUUCCUUCAUGCCCCCUGACUCACAUCCUCCACUUACAAGAAGGAAAUGUGGAAGUCAAGCAUCAUGGAAAAAAUUCAAGAGGACAUCUCUUACAUUCUCUUCCUUGUUGCAGGUAAACAUAAAUGUCAAAUUGGUUGCCUGUGAUCAUCAUACCUUUGCCAAGGCCAUUGACUCUACACAUUGCCCACUUAGAAAAGACUCAUCCCUUCCAUGUGUACCCUCGGAUUUAACUGGGAAGGGUCACCACAUCCCCUUCAUUCUUCCUGUACUGGGUCCGUUAACCAGUUGUGUUUUGCAGCUCAGGGUAGACGGACUUGCAAUCCCCCCACCCCAGACACAGACACAAACACACAUCAUUAAGGAGAUGCAGAAGAGCAGACUUGGGAAACCUGUUUGGUUUAAGCAUGCAGUCUCUCCAGACUACACAUGUUCUAGCUACAGGACAGGUUACUUCCUCUGCUCUCUCUGAGGGGGAGACCAGCUUAUCCUACUCCUAAUCGCUCUGCAUGUUGCUCUUUUCAGAUCUGAACUACCACUUUUCCCUUGAGUGCAAGAUACAGAUGUGCUAGCACAGUGAUAGGCUGGCCAUUCUUUAUGGCUAUUGGUUGAGUGGCAUCCAGUGCUGCUGACUCUUGAUUGAAGGUCUCCCUCAAGUCAAUGUCAUUUCAGCAGGUCAUGGACUCGGUGUUCACCCUUGCUGAGGCUAUCUGCUGUCAGGCUUUCACCCACAAGUCAGUCUUCAGUCUGAAGACCUUGGAUUUCCCCUCUUGGUGGGGUUAUCAGUACUAUACAGGUCAUAUAGGACUUUUUCUCCUUUGACAGUGUUGUUCUUUAAAAUGGGAAGUAAACCAUUCCUUUGCAGCCUAAUCCAAGCGCUAUAAUAGCUCUUAGACAAAGCAUUAGUCAAGAGUUCUGUAACAGGACAGUCCAUUUCAUCAACACAGUCUCAGUGAAGAGGAUAAGGGAGCAUUUUGUGGUGCUCUCUCUCUCUCUCUCUCUCUCUCUCUCUCUCUCUCUCUCUCUCUCUC
This is a messenger RNA of Macrobrachium nipponense, 7318 nucleotides long. RefSeq names its product zinc finger protein ZFP2-like. Gene Ontology annotation, cellular component: nucleus. Gene Ontology annotation, biological process: regulation of gene expression. The record is from RefSeq and is a predicted model, not a curated record. The coding region runs from base 97 to 2310 and encodes 737 amino acids. The transcript has 3 exons. NCBI's taxonomy places the organism in Eukaryota, Metazoa, Arthropoda, Malacostraca, Decapoda, Palaemonidae.